Molecule: messenger RNA, 1242 nt
Organism: Paraglomus occultum
Lineage: Eukaryota; Fungi; Glomeromycota; Glomeromycetes; Paraglomerales; Paraglomeraceae
Source: the annotation of a GenBank genome assembly
AUGAGAACAACCUCUCGUACCUACAGUCGGUUGCUACCACGUCGAGAACGAGAAUUUGACAAUUCGGUGAGACUAAAUUCAGCGGUAAAUCAAAGUAGAUUAUCCACUGAAUUGAAUCAAUUCAACGAGCCAGCCACUCAAUCAACCCACUCGAUCAGUCAUCCGACCCAACUUGCUCAAAACAUUGAUCGUCGCCACGUAUCGACUCUAUCCGUAGCUCAGUGUCUGCCGGUUGAAUUACUAAUACUUAUAUGGAUAUUUGCUGAUGGGUUAUCUCGCUUCCAUCUGUUACAAGUGUGCUCAUGGUGGCGACAAGUAUUCCUCGAGAACUUCUCUCAUCCUGAUUUGCGCGACUACACUUUGAGAAUACGUUUGAAUCUAUAUUCGGAGCAUCGCAUAGAACGAUUUCUGUUCAGGACAAUCUAUAUGGCUAUUGAUCCAUUUAUUUCGUGCAUAGACAUUCUUGUUCCGGAUAACUUUUUCAAUUUGCGAUUGGCCGAUCAAAUACCUCCAUUUAGUCCAUUGCUUCCUCUUGUUGUGGAGAGAUGCCCGAAUUUGAGAAUACUUCAUAUUUCUCAUCAAAAUCCAGACAGAAGUUAUAUUGUACUUGGUAGCCUGUCAUUGGAUGAACAUUUCUACAAUUGGCUAUCUAAAAAUGUAACGAAAAGACAUGCGGAAGUAUUCAAGUUUUUCUAUUUAGGGUCUGCAACUACUAUAGCUAAGAGUAGUGAUACGUUCUGGCAAGCUGUAAAGGGUUUAAUUAGAGAUUGGGAGUAUACGUGGACAUUACAAGCAAGAAUGGAAUUUGAGCAUGGACUCCGUAUACAAAAGCAUUCACUACAAGUUUUCCGUCCCGGUGACUGGAUAUGUUCUGAAUGUCAAGCGCAUAACUUUGCCAAUCGUAUAACAUGCUUCAGGUGUAAUCAUAAACCUGCUGAAAGGAAAAUUUCAGGGGGUGAUUGGCUCUGUUCUUGUGGAUUUUACAAUUAUUCCAUGCGACUCGUUUGCUUCAAAUGUAAUGCCGAAAGACCCGAGUCAGCAGAUUUUGUUCCUGAUCGGACCCAGCAUGGAAAUAAUGAAUUUGGCGAUGAGAAGGGCGCAUUAGGUGAGAAGAACGAAACGGAUGAGAAAGAUGAGAAGGGCGAAUCAGAUGAGAAGAGCGAAACUGAUGAUAAGAGCGAAACUGAUGAUAAGAGCGAAACUGAUGAAAAGAGCGAAACUGAUGAAAAGAAGACUACGUAA